CGGGUGUCGUAAAGAGCAAAGAGGCUGGUGUUGAAAAGAGUCGAAACAGAGCCCAUUGUGGUGUUGGAGAGGAGUGAGCAGCUGCUGGGAGAACAAGAAAAGAGCAAAUUCCGUAACCAUAACGGGACUCACAAUAAGCGGACAGAGAUGGUCGUUGAAGCGCAACACGGACGCCGUUGUGCUUUGUGAGGAGGACCGCGUCGUCCGGACGGAAAGAUCCGGUAUACGAAGAGUUAAGACUCGACAUCCCAACUGUUUAUUUCAGCAGCUAGCAGGCUAGCUGGCUAGAUACCUAAGAGCUAGAAAUGGGAAGCCCGUGUGAGUCGGUUUGAUAGAGAUCUUCGUCGAGCUUUGAAGAAGCAGCUCUCGGCUUCAGAUACUGUCGGCGGUGAUUUAAAGUAUCCGUCGGCCGCCUCGUAAGUAGCUGCAACUUUGAAGAAUGAUAUCAACUGAGCGCUAACCAUUUCACUACUACAGCCCCGGAGAGGGAAAAGUCAUACAGGACUGCUGGCGCAAGUUUGCUCACAAACAUCAGGAAGAGAGAACAUGAAGCACUGGCCACUGCCAGAGCCUGGCACAGAGCAGCUGUGCCAACCUCGCCCCUGCCUGCCACUUUAGGAGCUACCCGUUUGCACCAUGACGGAGAGGCAUUGAGGUUAGCUCCCUGACGAUCAUCUCAAUACCUCUCCUCCUCCCUAUCCCUCAAUACCCCCUGCCCCGUCCCCAUCAUGCUGCGCUUCUUGCCUCUCAAACUUGGCCGCCUGUACCGCUGUCUGAAGCUCCUGUUGGUGGUGGGAUUGUUUGUCAUCUUGUUGAUGAACACCCACAACCUGUUCGCCUCCUUCCAGAAGAAUGAGCUCACUGACAGACGAUUCAUCAACCUCAACAAGUGUCCCGCCUGCUUUGGCACCAGCUGGUGCCGCAAGUUCAUGAACGGCCAGGUUUCGUUUGAGACAUGGGGUCGAUUGCGAUUUCUAGACGUUUUCAAUGUCAAGAAUGUUUACUUCGCACAGUACGGCGAACCUAGAGAGGGCACUCGCCGCGUGGUGCUGAAACGGCUCGGUUCAAACCAGGAGCUGGCCGAGAUAGACCAGAAAAUCUGCAAGAGGGCCACAGGCAGGCCGCGUUGUGACCUCAUUCAGGCAAUGUACAAGACUGAAUUUGCCCGGAUCAACGGUGAUGUUCGCCUGCUCACUCCAGAGGUGGUGGAGGGCUGGUCAGACCUUGUGCACUGCCCCUCUCAAAGACUGCUAGACCGCGUGGUCCGCAGGUACGCUGAGACCAAGGACUCAGGCAGCUUUCUGCUAAAGAACCUCAAGGACACGGAGAGAAUGCAGCUGCUGAUGACAUUGGCAUUCAACCCGGAACCACUCGUACUACAGAGCUUUCCGUCAGACGAAGGGUGGCCAUUCGCCAAGUACCUGGGAGCGUGUGGGCGCGUGGUUGCCGUCAACUAUGUGGGCGAGGAGCUGUGGAGCUUCUACAACGCGCCGUGGGAAAAGAGGGUAGAUUUAGCGCGCCAGCUGAUGGACAUUGCCGAGCAACUCACCAACAAUGACUUUGAGUUUGCCCUCUACCUGCUCGACGUCAGCUUUGAUAACUUUGCGGUCGGCCCACGUGAUGGAAAAGUCAUCGUUGUUGACGCUGAGAACGUUCUUGUGGCAGACAAAAGGCUGAUCAAGCAGAACAAGCCAGAAAGCUACGACGUGUGGUAUGAGAGCCGUUUUGAGGAGUGUGACAGGGAGGCCUGCCUGUCUUUCUCCAAGGACUCCCUUUGUUCCAGGGUCACUGUGGACCACAACUACUAUGCCGUGUGCCAGAACCUGCUGUCACGGUACGCUACAUGGCGGGGCACCACUGGAGGCCUCCUCCAUGACCCGCCCACCCACAUAGCCAAAGAUGGACAACUCGAGGCUCUGUUGGACGAGUGCACCAGACCUAAAAAGCGCUACGGUCGCUUCCAAGCGGCCAAAGAACUGCGUGAAUACCUCACACAGCUAGCUGCCGCUUCCUCCUCUGCCACGGCCAGGUAAUGAAUGGAGUCGGCGUUAGCCUGACGCACUGAGAGACUGCAAUCUGUACUCUUUAUCUCUGGACUCUAGAGAUCCUGGUUCUUGUACAUGAUGUCAUUUGUUCCCCUUUGUGCGCUGGAGCAGGAAGGUGUUAGGUCUUGCAUCAGGAAAUGUAAGAAUCAAACUUCAAAGCAGAUUUGUUAAAGCUCUAGCUUUUACCCGACUUUGCUCCCGUGUGAAAGAGGAGUGUGGCGCUACAAAAUUCUGGUUAGGACCAGGAUAGAGAAGGGGAUAGAGGAAACCUCUCCCCUCCCAUGGUGGGCUGCCAUCUCUGGGGGGAGAUAAGAAAGGGCUCUGGUAAACGCAUCCUUCACUGGACCCAGGCUAACGCAAACCAGAGCGUCCAAGUAACAGCAGCAGCAACGUCACGCAGCCCUGACCACAUCCAUCCUCCUGUUCUCACCUCAAUCCAUCAGAUCUGUUGUGUUUUAUGACAUUGAAACUUAACAGCUGUUUCAUUUUGCCCCCCCCCCCCCCCCCCCCCCCCCC
This is a messenger RNA of Acanthochromis polyacanthus (spiny chromis), 2561 nucleotides long. RefSeq names its product divergent protein kinase domain 2Ab (gene dipk2ab). Bases 729 to 2033 code for a protein of 434 amino acids. The record is from RefSeq and is a predicted model, not a curated record. The transcript has 4 exons. NCBI's taxonomy places the organism in Eukaryota, Metazoa, Chordata, Actinopteri, Pomacentridae.